AUGUUCAACGCCUUGAACAGCCCGUUCCUGCCACAAAGUUCUCUUUGGCAGCAACCUUUCGGGGCUGUCCUCGUCCCUGUUCUGCCUCCCUCUCCACGCGGUGGGCCCCUUUCGAUCUUGCGUGCAAUGAUGGCGGCCGAGUGCGUGGCGCUGCGCGUGGCCGGCCUGGACGAGCGCGACGACCCCGACGCGCUGGAGGCCGCCCUGCAGCGCCAGUUCGAGGGCGUGCUGGCGGCGCACUUCUUGCCGCCCAAGCGCCGCAGCCGCCUCAUGCUCAACGGGGGCGCCGCGCUCCUCAUUGUGAGCAGCCGCGUGUGCGCGCGCAAGAUCCUGGCCGCGGCAAAGAGGCCUUCGUUCCGGCUUGGGGGGGCGGCCCACGUGCAGAUCGAGUGGGCCGACGAGAACGCGGCCCGGCUGAGGAGGGAGGGCGCCAAGGAAAACAAGGACUUCACGUCAGAGGAUGCACGGGGCGACGAAGCAGAGGCGAGGGCAGGGGACGAGCAAGGGAGGCUGCAUAUGUAUGAGAGCUUUGACGUUCCAGACAAGAGCGAGGGCGAAGGGGGAAGUGCGAGUGGGAGCCAGGCAGUGCAGGAGCGGUGCCGGCAGGGGCCGCUUGCCGGCAGCACCCAGGACGAGGCCACGAGCAGCAGCGAGCGGUGCAUCCUGCCCCAGAAGCGCAAGGUCAGCUCGGCGGGCUACUCGUGGGUACUGCCGGACCUGGCCGCCAGCCACGGCGCAGAGGCGGGCAAGAGGCCCCGCCUGCACCAGGAAACAAGACCCAGCGGCCCUGUGCUGUCACCCCGGAGAGGCAGCAUGGAGGUCGGGGUCUCUCGCAACCAGGAGUGUCCAGCUGGGGUCCCACACGUCGCCCCAAUCAGUCCGGCUGCAUGCUCGCCUGCCGCUUGUCAGAAAAGCUUGGCGUGGUCGCCGCCUGGUGUUCCUCGUAUUCAGCACCUGUGGCUCAGCAGCGUGGGUCAGAGUCCAAAAGCGGGGGCAGCAGGGCGGAGUGCGUUGAGGGACAUUGGGAACAUGACACCGCGGCUAGCCAGUCGGCAGAGGAGCUCGCAGCUGAGAAGCCCACUGUACAGAGCCAGCCCCCGGGCAGCAGUCUGGGCGGACGACAGAGAGCGAGAGCAGGAGGAAGCGUGGCGCUUUGCAAAAGACGUGUUGAAUGGAGGUGGGUGGGGCGGAGUGGCAGCGCUCCGGGGCACGUGGGCAGAGGCCGUGCUGGAUACGAGCCAGCUGGAGUGGACGGCAGUCUGGCCGGAGCAGAUUGUGACCCGGGAAGGCGUUUUUUGCUUCUCGAAAGAGGACUUUCACGAUUCCGUGUGCGCUUUCCAGGAUGCCUUCCAACAGUGA
This is a messenger RNA of Klebsormidium nitens, 1359 nucleotides long. The record is from the annotation of a GenBank genome assembly. Lineage: Eukaryota; Viridiplantae; Streptophyta; Klebsormidiophyceae; Klebsormidiales; Klebsormidiaceae.